AUGAAGACGGAGAAGGAGCAGGCCCAGCCGGCGGGAGAGCACACUCCAGCACACGGGGAAUCCAUCACGGACGACACGGCAGGCGAAGACAGACCAGGGGGCAAGGAGCCCACCGAAGGCGACGAGGGAGUCGAUGCAGAGACCGAGGGCGGGGAAGAUGCAGAGGGCAGGGGAGAGAGCACACUCACCACAACCCCGGCAGCCCCGGGAAGCAGACGACCGGCGGCAGGGGAGGCAGGCACCACCCCACCAGCAGCAUCCAAGGACCGCAUGGAAGCAACCGGCCGCGGAUGCACCUCCGCAACCACCAAAUGGAGAAUACCCGAGGCAGGAGCACUCAGGUCCACAGAGCACACCGGUGUGUCAGACUUAUCAGGGCCCGACCAAGCAGGGCCAGAGGGAGCACCCGCCAGAACCGCCGCAGAAACCACACCAGGCACCAGGUCAGAGCGAGUAAGCGACGAGGAAGCUCUACGCUCAUCCAAGCAGUGGAAGACACCUUCCAAAAAAACAAGAGGGAGCCUCAACACGAGGAGCGUCACAGCCGGCUGCCACAUGGCCCUCAGCACCACAACGGCAACAGGUCCGUGUCUGGCCCUGAUAAAAGACCCGGAGCGAGAGCCCACGAUACAAAAGUCUGGACGGAACAGGCGAAGUAACUCGCAUAACAAGCGUAUGAGUGCCCGUACGUAG
Procambarus clarkii (red swamp crayfish) is the source of this 693-nucleotide messenger RNA. The record is from RefSeq and is a predicted model, not a curated record. NCBI's taxonomy places the organism in Eukaryota, Metazoa, Arthropoda, Malacostraca, Decapoda, Cambaridae.